Molecule: messenger RNA, 417 nt
Organism: Dentiscutata heterogama
Lineage: Eukaryota; Fungi; Glomeromycota; Glomeromycetes; Diversisporales; Gigasporaceae
Source: the annotation of a GenBank genome assembly
AUAUCAAGUAUGGAAAAACACAUAUUGUAGCUAUGUAUAUUUGCAUAACAUCAAAUGGCCCAAUUGAAAAUCUUUAUAAAAAAUUACGACAAGCUAAUUCUUCUAUUGAUAUUAAUGCAUUUAUACAAAGAGUUAAAUUUAUAAUAAAAUUUGAAGGAAACCCAGUAGAUUCAGAAACUGGAAAAGGAAAUAUUAUAUAUGAUAUUACUGAUCAAAUUAUAAUCAAUAUUCCUAAAUCAAAGCCUGGUGAACGUGUAAUAGCUUUUUCAAGUAAUAAAAACUACCAAAAUACAGAAAGAAAAAUUAAUACAGUUGAGGCUAUAUUAUCAAAAAAGCAAAACCAAAAUGAUAAUUUAAUUGAAGAACCAGAUUUACAAGCUGAAUUAUCUGGAUACAAUUCAUCUUUCUCUGCUUAUA